GAAGACCAUCUCGUCACCUUGCCUCAGCUCCGUCGCCCCAGCCCGGGCGCUCAGAGGGUAACUCCGGGCCGCUUAUCCCUGCUUGGCUGGCACACGCUUCCUCCGCUUCCCUGAACCAGAGACAACCAGCCGCCGCUCGGUCCCGCUCUCCCAGUCCGAGGUGGUAUGGGGACUGGGACGCCAGAAGGGCCCCAGGCACCCUGAGGUCCUGUCCUCGGUGGCCUUUCUUCGCGAAAGAGGCCCGGCAGCCAUGGCGGUAGAAGGAGGAAUGAAAUGUGUCAAGUUCUUGCUCUACGUUCUUCUGCUGGCCUUCUGCGCCUGUGCAAUUGGAUUGAUCGCCGUGGGUGUAGGGGCCCAGCUGGUCCUGAAGGAGACCAUUGUCCAGGGGGCCACGCCUGGCUCCCUAUUGCCUGUGGUCAUCAUCGCAGUGGGUGCCUUCCUCUUCCUGGUGGCCUUUGUGGGCUGCUGUGGGGCCUGCAAGGAGAACUACUGUCUUAUGGUCACGUUUGCCAUCUUCCUGUCUCUUAUCAUGCUGGUGGAGGUGGCUGCAGCCAUUGCUGGCUACGUGUUUAGAGACAAGGUGAUGUCAGAAUUUAAUAAGGACUUCCGGCAGCAGAUGCAGAAUUAUCCAAAAAGCAACCACACGGUUUCGAUCGUGGACAGGAUGCAGGAAGAUUUUCAGUGCUGUGGGGCAGCUAACUACACAGACUGGGAGAGCAUCCCCCUCAUGCCCAAGGGCCGAGUCCCGGACUCCUGCUGCGUCAAUGUCACGCAGGACUGUGGGAUUUCUUUCAGUGUGAAGGAGAUCCACCAUGAGGGCUGUGUGGAGAAGAUUGGGGGCUGGCUGAGGAGCAAUGUGCUGGUGGUGGCUGCAGCAGCCUUGGGCAUUGCCUUUGUGGAGGUACUGGGAAUUGUCUUUGCCUGCUGCCUCGUGAAGAGCAUCCGAAGUGGCUAUGAGGUGAUGUAGGGGGUCUGGUCUCUUCAGCCCCCACAUCUAAUAAGGGAGUGGGGUAGUACGCUCCAGGUUUUUCAAUUAAACUGAUUAUUUUUUCAGACUGAAAAAAGA
This is a messenger RNA of Hyaena hyaena (striped hyena), 1066 nucleotides long. It is a transcript of the gene CD63, whose product is annotated as CD63 molecule. The record is from RefSeq and is a predicted model, not a curated record. The transcript has 8 exons. NCBI's taxonomy places the organism in Eukaryota, Metazoa, Chordata, Mammalia, Carnivora, Hyaenidae. Bases 251 to 967 code for a protein of 238 amino acids. Gene Ontology annotation, cellular component: membrane.